Molecule: messenger RNA, 2638 nt
Organism: Cydia splendana
Lineage: Eukaryota; Metazoa; Arthropoda; Insecta; Lepidoptera; Tortricidae
Gene: Hou
Product: glucose-induced degradation protein 8 homolog
Exons: 4
Coding region: 92-808 (238 amino acids)
Biological process (GO): proteasome-mediated ubiquitin-dependent protein catabolic process
Cellular component (GO): nucleus; cytoplasm
Molecular function (GO): protein binding
Source: RefSeq, a predicted model, not a curated record
CGUGUAGCAAAUAGCAAUCAAUCCAAAGAAUACAGUAAAUAAUUCACUAUAAAAUUCGUUACUUCCAUCAUUACAAACUUAUAAAUCCAAAAUGAGCUUCGAUCAAUCCUCAAAUAGUAACAGUACGAACGACAAGCCCGAUAGGAAGGUGCUCGACCGCAGCAAACCUGACGACUUGCAAAUUUCGCGAACAGACAUGAACAUGUUGAUUAUGAAUUAUUUAGUCACAGAGGGCUUCAAGGAGGCUGCAUUAAAAUUCCAACAAGAGGCUGGACUGCAGGAGCCCGCUCUCUGCAGCUCCCUGGAUGAGCGCAUCAUGAUCCGUGAGGCAGUGCAGAGCGGCCGCAUCCCGGACGCCAUUGCCAUGGUCAACUCCCUUCACCCGGAGCUACUAGACAAUGAUAGAUACUUAUACUUCCAUUUACAGCAAUUGCAACUUCUGGAGCUUAUCCGCGCCGGGCGCGCCGAGGAGGCCCUAUCGUUCGCAUCAGCUACCUUAGCCGAAGCUGGCGCCAACGACCGCACGGCGCUCACCGAGCUGGAGCGCUCCCUCGCGCUUCUCGCGUUCCCGGACCCACACGCGUCACCCUUCGCUGACCUGCUGCUGCCAUCCCACAGCCAGAAGAUCGCCAGCGAGCUAAACGCAGCCAUACUAAAGAUGGAGAAUCAAGAAUAUACCAACCCCAAGCUAUGCAGCCUCCUGCGUAUGAUCCUCUGGUCCCAGAGCGAAUUAGACAAGCACAAUAUCAAGUACCCAAAGAUGACCGACCUAGCCAAUGCCACUAUAGAGAAUCCAAGUUUUAAGUAAGCUUCAAUGUGGUUUAUUUAUAAAUUUUAAUGUAUUUUAUUACCAUUGUAAUUUUUACAUAACACUCAAUUACUAAGUAAAACAGUUCCAUUUAAUUUUACAAACAUAGAGUCUGUCGCAAAAGAGAUGGAAACUGUCAUCUGAUAAUAAAUUAACCUUUUGGACGCCAAUGACCGAUAUAUCCGCAGCCGCACCGCAGGUUCAACGCCAAAGACCGAUUAAUCGGUCACAGACCACAGAGCAACAUAGACCUACGUGCAUAUGCAUAAAGUUCAAUUUCAGUUUUGACACUUCGGUGACGUGGCGUCCGAGUGACAGCUUUUGUGUUUGACACGGCGUCGAAAAGGUUAAGCAGUAAAUAGGUACUAAUUUUAAUUACCAUGCUAUUAGUAUAUACCAUCCAAUGUUGUGUUGUUCCACCUUUAUCCAAUGUAGUUUCACAUGGGUAAAUGUAUAUUUUAUUUACUUAUCAGAUCUAAUUUGAAUGGAGAAGAUGAAUUAUAAAUUGUGAUGAAAUAAUCAAGGUUUCUUAUUAUAAAUUAUCAUAUAUUUUUAUUGAUCACAACAUACCUAAACUCUAUCAAACAUAGACAAAUUUAAAUUGUACUGGAAAGUGUUCCAUAUUUGUAAAAAGUUAAGUAAUGAUAAUGAUUUCCGCUUAUUUUUUUCCCGACUAAGACGAAGGAAGUGAUAUGAUUCUAUAGUUCGUUUUUUUUAGCAUUAGAAAAAGACUACGCGAUCUUGACGUGUCUUUUAACUGAAAAACGCUUUUUUAAAAUCAGUAACUAUUACUUAUGAAAGGAAAAUAGUGUAAAUAAUCGUAUAUGAUUCAUAAUUGUUACAUAUUUGCAGAGACUUAUUUUUCAAAAGGGUUUUUCAAUAAAAAGACAAUGUCAAGAUUGUUUACCUUUUUUCUAAUGCUAAUAAAACGAACGAUAGCAGUCUACUGUAGCGUUUUGUGGCAGGUGGCAUAGACUAAAUUUUAAUUUAAUUUUUAAAUUCUCUACGAUAAAGAAAAACCGUAGUUCGGUUAAAAUUUUUAAAUUAACUUAUUUUAAAAUAUGUCUAUAUACAGUAACUACAGUAGAAAAGCCCAGAACUAGCAUUGCAAAUAAGUUAUAGGAUUUCCAAGGAUUUGGAAGGUGGAGAAACUAAACUAAAGGCUAUUCUCUGCACUUGUGUAGGUAGAAACAGCAACACCCUUAACUGCCCAUCGAUGGACCUUAUUACAAAAGGCAUAAAGUCCACCGAUAAGGCGAUGGAACACACUAGGCGCGGAUUUAAAUCUUGAUUUCUCGGAGAUCAUGAACAUACUGUACCUUUUAAAUCGAUUAUGGCCAUAAGGCACGUCACGCCGUAAGGCACGACUUGCUAUAUAGUACGAACAUCUAGUAAUAUAAUACGAAUAUUACAAACAAUAAUACCGGAGGGUGGUAUUCCACCUACCCAAUUUCUUUGUCCAAUGUGUAUUGCGUCUCACACUUUGCUUUCAUGAGAGAGUGAGACGUACUGACAUUGGACAGGUGGAAUACCACCCUAACACACAAUAGGGCAGCCAAAACGCGUCCUUAUUCCAAGAGGGCAAAUAUUUGUGAUACCUCAGAAAUACUUUUGUUUACAAGUACAGUCCGUAACGAUUUGUCGAUUCUAGGUAUCAUUUGUAUGUAGAAAAGUUUUAAAUUGAAGUGAUAGGAAUUCAUAGUUAACCUUAGAAUACCUCAGAGUAAUAGAUUGGACUAGAUUAAGAAAAUCUAUUAAUUAUUAAUCGUCACUUAAAAUGUAUUUAAAAAUAAGGUUUUUGUAUGUAAUUUUUAGAAUUAAAGUAUAAAU